AUGCCGCAGUGUGGGGCCGUGCCGUCGGGGCGGCGUCAUGCGUCGGCGGCGGGUUCCGGUGCCGCGAACAUGCCCCCGCGCCCGAGUUGUAGGGCGACAGGCUGUCGGCGGAGGCCGGAGUUGCGGCCGCGUGACGUGCGGGCCCACGCCAGCGGGGCAUCUGGCCCAGUGACGCACCCGUACGUCGUGCGCCCGGGCGACAACCUGUGGUCCAUCGCGCGCUCGCAUGGAAUCUACGUGAGGGACAUCUUGCGGGCGAACCGCUGGCCCGAGGGCGCCUCGGAAGCGACCAUUUAUGAGGGGGAGGUCAUCCGGCUGCCUUCGCACGCCCGCUCGGCCGCGAGGGUCCUCAACCGGGCAGAAGACCCGACGAUUUCGGCUAUGCGGACCGUGAAGGAGCGCGGACAGGCCCGCAAGGACGCCAGCGACGCCGCCGGCUGCGACCCAGCUGCGGCGGCUGAGCUCGCUGGGAGACGCGACAUUGCGGAUCUGUGGCCGGAGAGCUCGUCGUACGUCACGCCCAUGAGCGUCCCCGACGUCGAGGCUCUCAUGCGCGCCUCUGCGUACAACCCAGCACCCCACGACACCUUGCUCGUCGUGUACGCGCCGUGGUGCCCGCACUGCCGCACCAUGUCGGACGCAUUCGAGCACCUCGCCGCCGGCCUCGCCAUGGACCCGUCAGUGAAAGUCGCGAAGAUCCGCGGGGACCUCCCGGAAACUCGCUCCUUUGCCUUUAGGUCGCUGGACGCGCGGACGUUCCCUACGGUCGUGGCCUUCUCGCGGACCAACGGGGCGCCCGUGAAGAUGGGGAGCAUCCAGCGUGACACCUCGUCAUUGUUGGCGUUCCUUAACGAUGCCGUGCGGUCCGCCCCGGGCGCCCCGCAGCUCGAACUGGGCGCCAACGGCCCUGCACAGCUGCUGCGAACAGUGACGCGCAGCUUGUUCGGGGGCGGAGGCCGUGGGGCGGACGGCGCUGGCGAGGCCGUGGCGACGGUGGGCGACGCGCCACGGCCGGCGGGAUUCGGUGGUCAGCUCGCUGCAGGGGCCGGGCUCGUUCUGGGCACGCUGGCGUUGCUCGCGACACUGCGCGGGCUGGUGGUGGCUGCAGGCGUGAUGGUGGAGGGCACGAAGCGGGGCGCUGCGCCCGUCGCGGACGCGUGGGCGGAGGGGCGCGACGCCGUGGUCGGAAGGAUACAGAUGGUUACGGAGGUGCCGCGACCCGAGGCGGCGGAAAUGGCCGACAUCCGAGCGGCUCGACGGGAGUCGGGCGCGUUGCUCGCUGAGCUGCGAGAGGCGCUGCAGGACGCGGAGGCGGCGCACAAGGAGCUCGGCUCUCGCGCACGGAGCCUCUCUGCCCGCUGGAUGGUGCGGCGCUGGAAAGCACGCAGCAGGGCGUUCCUGGAGGCUUGUCUCGCCGUGGGGAGGGUUCUUCAGGUGUUCUUGACGCAAGUGGCGAUGACGACGUCGCAGGCGGCUCUGCGCGGGGGGUCGCACGCGCUGCUGGUCGCGGUGUCGAUGGCGCGACAGAUCGGCGCUGCGUUGUCGGUGCAGCCCGCGCAGCCGGCCGCGGGGCAGCAGCGGGACGCGGAGGCGGGGCGGGCGCAGGAGGCGGACGAGCGCGGCGUGGAGGCUGAGCCCGCGGCGGCGAGGAGCAUUGACGGGGCUGAGGAUGCAGCGGGCGGCAGUGGCGGGGACGACGGGGACGAUGCGGAGGCCUCAGGGCCAGCGUCGCCGAAGCAGCCUGCGAUGAAGCCCACUGGCCGUGCCUGGUGA
Molecule: messenger RNA, 1773 nt
Organism: Pedinophyceae sp. YPF-701
Lineage: Eukaryota; Viridiplantae; Chlorophyta; Pedinophyceae
Source: the annotation of a GenBank genome assembly